UAAUGGUAGGUUGAAUUGUAAUUAUUCAAAAAAAGAAAACUAAAAUUUAAAAUAUAUAUUAGAAUCUUGGUCAUGGAUCAAUGGUCGAGCUUUAUCAGAAUAUACAUAUUAUACAGAAGAAGAUUUAUGUGAAGAUCGUUUACCAGUUGAACCACGUCAUCGUUCAUGUGGAAUUCUCGAUCGUGCUCGUCGAGGAAGAUUAUGUAUGAAUGUUGAUGUAUGUGAUAGAAAAUUAAAUUUUAUUUGUGAAAAAGGUUUGAUUAUUAAUAAAUAG
Messenger RNA from Adineta ricciae, 274 nucleotides. Lineage: Eukaryota; Metazoa; Rotifera; Eurotatoria; Adinetida; Adinetidae. The record is from the annotation of a GenBank genome assembly.